CCCCUUCGAGCGAACACGAAGCCACCCUGUCGCGCCGAUUCGCUCUUCGUUGAGUUUGGAGUCGUUUUAAUUCAGCGCGUCCGCGGCGUAGAUCUAUCUGCGCUGCAACAUUUGCAGACGAGCAGCAUGCGGAGUCACGUGCACCGCUAAUAUUAAAAUUUGCCGAAUCUGCGGUAUAUACACGUGCUCGCGUUACGGAGAUCGCGGGCAUGCUCGUAUAUGGGGAGCAGCAAGUAUGCGAACGCCGAGGACAUCGAUAAUUAGAGUUCCUUUGUUAACGUCUUUUCUCCCUGAAAAUACAAAACGUGUAUAUUAACGAGAGGAUGUUAAUUCAUGUCUUUUGUGCAUUCGUCAGAAGUAACAUCCGUUCUUGCAGCAAUGAUUUCUACGUCGCCGAACAUCGCGUGGAGAUAGGAGAAUCUGUCCGUGGAGAGGAUGUGUACAUCGUGCAAAGUGGAAGCGGUGAGGUGAAUGACAAUCUGAUGGAGCUCCUGAUUAUGAUCAACGCUUGCAAAAUCGCCUCAGCAUCCCGGGUAACAGCUGUUAUUCCUUGUUUCCCCUACGCCAGGCAGGAUAAGAAAGACAAGGGCGGUGAUGGUGGGGACAAGUCAGACUCCACUAAAAAUCAGAUUGUCAUGAAGUCGAACGAGUGGAAAUUCAGGAGCCGCGCGCCCAUCUCCGCAAAACUGGUGGCGAAUAUGCUCUCCGUGGCGGGUGCCGACCACAUUAUCACGAUGGACUUGCAUGCUAGUCAAAUACAAGGAUUCUUUGAUAUCCCUGUCGACAAUUUAUUCGCCGAGCCAGCUGUCCUCAAGUGGAUUAAGGAAAAUAUCGUUGAAUGGCGAAACAGUAUUAUCGUUUCUCCCGAUGCAGGUGGUGCCAAAAGAGUAACAUCCAUCGCUGACCGAUUAAACGUUGAGUUCGCGCUUAUACACAAGGAAAGGAAGAAGGCGAACGAAGUCGCUAGUAUGGUAUUAGUCGGAGACGUCAAAGAUCGAGUUGCCAUCCUUGUAGACGAUAUGGCCGAUACUUGCGGCACUAUCUGUCAUGCAGCCGAGAAAUUGCUGGAGGCUGGUGCAACGAAGGUCUAUGCCAUACUUACCCAUGGUAUAUUCAGCGGCCCGGCAAUUAGUAGAAUCAAUAACGCCUGCUUCGAGGCUGUAGUAGUGACUAAUACUAUCCCCCAGGAUGGUCAUAUGAAAGACUGUCCAAAGAUUCAGUGUAUCGACGUCUCCAUGAUGUUUGCUGAGGCUGUGAGGCGGACUCAUAACGGUGAAUCUGUAUCGUACCUGUUUUCGAACGUACCCUAUUAGAAGAAAAUCUUCCGUAAGAUUUUAAGUCAUGUAAGAAGAAUAUACUCUUUUUACAUUU
Messenger RNA from Dinoponera quadriceps, 1371 nucleotides. RefSeq names its product ribose-phosphate pyrophosphokinase 1 (gene Prps). The record is from RefSeq and is a predicted model, not a curated record. Bases 324 to 1313 code for a protein of 329 amino acids. Gene Ontology annotation, molecular function: ribose phosphate diphosphokinase activity; magnesium ion binding. Lineage: Eukaryota; Metazoa; Arthropoda; Insecta; Hymenoptera; Formicidae. The transcript is spliced from 6 exons. Gene Ontology annotation, biological process: purine nucleotide biosynthetic process; ribonucleoside monophosphate biosynthetic process; 5-phosphoribose 1-diphosphate biosynthetic process. Gene Ontology annotation, cellular component: ribose phosphate diphosphokinase complex; cytoplasm.